Molecule: messenger RNA, 5248 nt
Organism: Mus caroli (Ryukyu mouse)
Lineage: Eukaryota; Metazoa; Chordata; Mammalia; Rodentia; Muridae
Gene: Znf516
Product: zinc finger protein 516
Biological process (GO): regulation of DNA-templated transcription
Cellular component (GO): nucleus
Molecular function (GO): RNA polymerase II cis-regulatory region sequence-specific DNA binding; DNA-binding transcription factor activity, RNA polymerase II-specific
Source: RefSeq, a predicted model, not a curated record
UUUCGGUGGUUAGACUGUAUUUAAUUCACGAGAGAUUUGCAUUCUGAGAUGAUUCAGGAGGGCAUCCACCUGCCUUGUCACCAUUGACCUCCAUUCCUGACCAAUGUGGAGCUGUGCUGCCCCAGGGCCCCAGAGCCUCUGGACACUGUUGUCUUCUCAGAUGGCUUCAUUAUCCUUCAUUUCCUGGUUUCCCUGUUUAAAGGAAAGAAGUAGACACAUACGCUUGGUCACAUUUGUGCCCCCAAGCCAUGCACCGUGCGCUCUGUAGGUUGUGCACUGCCCAGAGUUUGAACAGUGGAACCGUGCCUUGCCUUGCACACACGUCACACUGAGAUGACCAGUGACUUAGUAUUUCUGUAACAGUCUGAGAAAAAUGCCAUCAUCUAUUGAUAAUUAUAUCCUCAAGAUCCAGAUGGAUCUUCCAGUCGUACUAGUACUUACCGUGUCCUUCGCAUGACCCAUUAACAUGAUGACAGCAUUCUUUCCUGGAGAAGUACCUGGCGUGAAGCCAUAAUGGCCAUUGUGAUGAGGGCAGCACAUGACCCAGGCACCGGAUUGUCUUCCUUUCCCCAGAAAUGACUUUUCCCUGAACAAAAGAUUGAGAGGGGAGAAGGAUGGUCUUGGUCCUAAGACUGACAGUGCUUGCUGCAUCUGCCACACCACGGAACAUGCACCUGCUCAUCACAAGGACCUCUCUCCCCUCUGGGCAGCAGGAGCCCCUCUAAGAAUGGAGAGAUAAGACACUUCAGGCCCCUACGACGCAAGGCUGUGCUGGGACACUCGUACCGCCCCGAUGGAUCGCAGCAGAGAGGCUGAGAUGGAGCUGAGGAGAGGACCCAGCCCACCCAGGGCUGGCAGGAGCCACGAAGUGGAUGGGGACAAGGCUGCCUGCCACAGCUGCUGCAUCUGUGGCAAGAGCUUUCCUUUCCAGAGCUCCCUGUCACAGCACAUGCGCAAGCACACGGGAGAGAAGCCCUACAAGUGUCCCUACUGUGAUCACAGGGCUUCCCAGAAGGGUAACCUCAAGAUUCAUAUCCGCAGCCACCGGACAGGGACUUUGAUUCAGGGGCAUGAGCCAGAGGCGGGAGAAGCUCAGCUGGGUGAGAUGCGUGUCUCUGAGGGCCUGGAUGGGUGUGCCAGCCCUACUAAGAGCACCUCUGCCUGCAACCGCGUGCUGAAUGGGGCCGUGCCUAUGGACGGCAGCAAGAUUCUGCUCAGGAGCAGCCGCAAGGAGGUGGAGGGUGCGGCCAGUGCCCAGGAAGACACUGAAGCCACGGUGCCAUGCUCCUUCUGUAAGAGCCGGUUUGAGCGCAAGAAGGACCUGGAGCUGCAUGUGCACCAGGCCCACAAGCCGUUCAAGUGCAGGCUGUGCAGCUAUGUCACCCUGCGGGAGGAGUCUCUGCUCAGCCACAUCGAGAGGGACCACAUCACUGCACAGGUGCCCAAUGGCAGCGAGGCCUGUGUGGAGAACGGCAAACCGGAGCUGAGCCCUGGGGAGUUUCCCUGCGAGGUGUGUGGCCAGGCCUUCAGCCAGACCUGGUUCCUGAAGGCACACAUGAAGAAACACCGGGGCUCCUUUGACCACGGCUGCCACAUCUGCGGCCGGAGAUUCAAAGAGCCUUGGUUCCUCAAGAACCAUAUGAAGGCGCAUGGACCCAAGGCAGGAAACAAGAACAGACCCAAGAGUGAGCUGGAUCCCAUUGCCACCAUCAACAAUGUGGUGCAGGAGGAAGUCAUUGUCGCUGGCCUGUCCCUCUAUGAGGUCUGCACAAAGUGCGGGAACCUGUUUACAAACCUGGACAGCUUGAACGCCCAUAACGCCAUACACCGUAAAGUUGAAGCCAGCCGGAUUCGAGCCCCGGCUGAGGAGGGGGACUCAGAGGACCCCCUGGACACUAAGCAGUUCUUCUUACAGUGCCUGAACCUGACACCAUAUGUGGCUGGUGAUGUUUCCCCCGGUGGGCAGGCUGGACGGCGGGUGGCUGAAUUGGACCCCGUCAACAGCUAUCAGGCCUGGCAGCUAGCUACCAGGGGUAAGGUGGCUGAGCCGGCCGAGUACCUCAAGUAUGGGACCUGGGACGAGGCGCUGGCAGGGGAUGUAGCCUUUGACAAAGACAAGCGUGAGUAUAUACUGGUGAGCCAGGAAAAACGCAAGCGUGAACAGGAUGCUCCGGCUACCCAAGCUCCCCCAAGGAAGAGGGCCAGUGUACCUGGGGACCCCAUGCUUUCUGGCCACCUUGAUCCCCGGCCAACCUCACGCCCCAACCGCAGGGCCUCGGCCACCACUGGCCAGGGCAAGUCCUCUGAGUGCUUCGAGUGCGGCAAGAUCUUCCGCACCUACCACCAGAUGGUGCUCCACUCCCGCGUGCACCGCCGUGCCCGCCGUGACAGGGAUCCUGAAGGGGACAGAGCAGCGCGUGCCCGUUGCGGUUCACUCAGCGAGGGUGACUCGGCUUCCCAGCCAAGCAGCCCUGGCUCAGCCUGCGCCAUUGCUGACUCCCCUGGCCUGGCAGAGGAGGUGGUGGAUGACAGUGGUGAAGAGGCUGUGCCUGAGCCCGCAUCAGGGGCCCAGCCUCGCCACUGCUGCUCUUCUGGAGAGGUGACACCCACAGCACUCUCCAACGGAGACCAGAGUCACAAGCUUGGAAAUAACCUGCCAGAAAAAGACAUCAGCGAGCCCAAGGUGGGGAGCGCCAUGCCGUCUGUGUCCAUACUUGAAAACAGCAGCAGAGAGACCGCCAAGGGUCCCGAGCAGCAUAGAUAUUCUCUUGACCUAAAGAUGCCAGCAUUUCACCCCAAGCAGGAGGUGCCCAGCACUACUGACCGGGUAGAUUUCCCUGCGAGCAUGGAGAUAACUAGCCUGCAGCACACCUUGGACAGCCAGGCCGGGCAUUCUAAAGAAAAGCUGUCCGAUUUGCACAAGGAGCACUGCGGGGUAGGAAAGCGGGCAUCCGCCCCGGACCUGGUCCCUCUGGACUUGAGCAUGAGGUCGAGCAGGGAUGAGCCCAGCGGUAAAGAAGCGUGCUCCCUGCAGGCGGCCCUGGUCAUUCACCCGUGUCCUUACUGUACCCACAAGACCUACUACCCCGAGGUCCUGUGGAUGCACAAGCGCAUUUGGCACAGGGUCAGCUGCAGCUCUGUCGCACCUCCUUGGACUCAGCCCAGUGGCCACAAGAGCAUUCGCAGCAACCUGGUUUUCCUCACUCGCAGUGGGCGCACAGGCCCUCCACCUGCUCUUGGGGGCAAAGAGUGCCAGCCCCUGCUUCUUUCUCGCUUUGCCCGCACCCAGGUGCCAGGUGGGGCGCCAGGAUCAAAGGGCAGCUCCUCUCCCCUCGGGGUGACCACAAAAGCCGCUAGCAUGCCUAAGAAUAAGGAGAGCCAUUCCGGGGGCCCCUGUGCUCUGUGGGCCUCUGGCCCCGAUGGAUAUCGACAGACCAGAGCUGGACAUGGCCAGGAGCCUCCCAGCGCUGCAGUGCAGGGGCCCCUGGCCAAACCCAAACAGGAGGGCAGCUCCAGGUUGGCACCUUCCCCAGGCAGUGGGGGCCUCAGCAGAAGUACCACCCCCACACCCUCAGUGAUAACCCGUGUUGGUGCCCAGCCCUCGGCCAAUAGCAAACCAGUGGAGAAACUUGGGGGCCCAGCAGUGGGGACUGGCUUUACCCCUCCGAAUAAGCACAGUGCCCCAGACUCUCUGAAAGCCAAAUUCAGUCCUCAGCCUCAGGGUCAGCCUCCAUUGAAAGGUGAAGGAGGCUCUCCUCUACCUCCCCGAGAACCCCCUGUGAAGGCGGCCCAGGAGCUGAGAACACUAGCCACCUGCACAGCGGGGUCCAGAGGGGAGGCGGCCUUGCAGGCCCCACCUGGUGCGCCUCCCACCUUAAACUCCGCCAAGCAGGAGCCGGCAGCUGAGGGGCAGGAGAAGCGCUUGGACAUCCUCAGUAUCUUUAAGACGUACAUUCCAAAGGACUUCGCCACCCUCUACCAGGGCUGGGGUGUCAGCAGCCCUGGGCCCGAGCACAGAGGGACAUCACUAACAGGGACACCACGGACACAGGCCCACCAGGGAGACUUUGUCUGUGUGGAGUGCGGCAAGAGUUUCCACCAGCCCAGCCAACUCAGGGCCCACCUUCGGGCACACACAGUGGUGUUUGAGUGUGACGGUCCACGAGAUUCUGAAGUUCACACAGCCUCCACGGAUGCCCCUAAACAAGGGAGAGACCAUACCACCCCAGGGACUGUGCCAGCAGGGCCCCUCCGAAAGGGGACCUAGAGACACACCUCCAGCGCCCGGCCCCGUGACAGUGUUGACUGUGGCCUCACGGGUGACUGGAAGGCUCCCAGCAGUGACCAUGGCCACUUUGGGGAAGAAGAUCCAGGGCCUCCUGACGAGAUACUUUAGACUCGGGAGCCAUUGCGGUAGAGCAGACCCAGGGAGAGGCCUCCCUUGGUAAUGUUUAGGGACAGCAAAGAUGCUAUGCCUAAAAUUCAGUGUAGCUCUUUCACACACAUGUUUGUGCUCAUCACCCAUGGCCUGUGUCUCCUCGUGAUAAGCAGUGGUAUUGUCAGGCACAGUGGGAGCUCAAGGAGUCUGGAUUACUCAAGACAGGCAUGAGACACUGGAAAAAAGAUACUGGUGUGUUUGGAAGAAGUGGACAGCACUGUGGGGAGGUCCAGUGCUUAAGACAGAUGAUGCUGUCAGGAUGUGGGGUGCGGAGGGGGCUGCACUACCACCUCUCCCCACCACCUCAGUGGGGACUUUAAGUAGAAGGUGAGACAGAGGGGUGUUCAGGUGGUGUUUGAAUGCUGUGGAGAGGAGCUUGGUGAGGCAGGGCAAUGAGAUAGCUCCUCACGGUUAGGUGUCUGGCCACGACCCUCUGAGCUGCUUAUGCCCCGCCAUGCUGCGUCCUCACCGUCCGGGCUGCGUCUGGCUCAGGAAACACUGCAGAGGUGGGAACACAUAUAAAUCUGCUUUGGAAAAGAAACAUUAGUUGAACACUAAGAGGAGCAGGUGUCUUUUUUAUUCUCAGGACCUUUUUUGUAACAGGGCUACAUUCUGCAAACUGCUCACGGAAGGCGACUCCAUGUCUUAACAGAGUGCCACUGAGUCCUCCCAAUUUGGGCCUGUUUUGGUAAUGGCAGAGGAACCCUUGAGCAGAUUGGGGGCCCUAGAUCCUUAGGGUGCUAGUGCUCUGGAGCCUUCUCUCUCCUCCUCCCACCCCAGCCUUUCCCCUGCACCACCCCAGCAAAUAGA